Molecule: messenger RNA, 666 nt
Organism: Aspergillus niger
Lineage: Eukaryota; Fungi; Ascomycota; Eurotiomycetes; Eurotiales; Aspergillaceae
Exons: 2
Coding region: 1-666 (221 amino acids)
Source: RefSeq, a predicted model, not a curated record
AUGCGUCUCUAUAUACAGCGAGGCUUUACCAAUCCCACUCCCAAGACCGAAUCUGCGCGUUCCGCUCUGAGCUCCUUCACCUGCACGCUCUGCAACAAGUCCUAUUCUCGCCAUCCAGAAUAUGAGGCUCAUAUUUCUUCAUAUGACCAUCAACACCGCAAGCGUCUUCAAGACCUCAAACAAUUAUCUCGGGACCCCAAUGCCGCCGAGAAGGCCAGAAGAGCCGAACGGAAGGCUGACGCCGAGGCCGGGUUAAGGGUCCUCGACACCCCCAAAGCUGCCUCAUUAUCGACUACGGGAACUGGAUCUGGAGUAGGGAGCAGUACGGGAGGUGGGGGAGGGUUCAAAAAGGGGGGGUUCAAAAGUUCCUUUACCACUGUCAAAGGACCUGUGGCUCCUGCUGCUCCCACGAAGAAAAACGUCCUAGGCGGUGACGAUGAAGACAGUGAACUUCCAGAAGCAGAUGAUGAGAGUCUGCGGCGCGCUCGGAGCCAAUCGUCAAAGCGCGAAAACAUGCAGGUUGAUCAGGCGGAGAGCGAUACAGAUGAAGAAUACGACCGGAAUAGAGGCAUGAAUGGGGGGUAUUACAAUCCUCGAAAUCCCACCGGUUGUUCCCCUGCAUGCGCUGGUGCUAGGAACGUUCCCUUAGAGACAUCCUUUAUCUGA